AUGGAAUAUUACUCAUCGUUGGAUGCUUCCCAGUUGGAUUCAGAAAUACCAACACUUUUCGAACUAAUUUCAGCGAGCCAGUUGGAAUCAUUAUUAUCGCCAUCACUAAGAUAUAUAUUAGUUCAUUAUGCUAGCAAAUACCCAUAUUUAUUGCUUAAGGUUGCAAAUAACUUUGAGGAAUUGAAUUUAUUCUUUCGGACAUUCAUUGAAUGGUACUUUAUGAGCUACUGGCAGGGGUCAUUCACGGAGAAUUUUUAUGGAUUAAAGAGGGUAAGUCAAACACCAUUGUCUGACUCCAAAUACAAGAGUAGCAAAUUGACGCAAUUAGUACCUUCUAUGAUUGAAGAUAGAAGAAGUUUAAGCGGGUUACAAAGAUUUGCAUCUAUCUUUGAAAUCACGGGUGUAUCAUAUUUGAGUGAAAAGUUCAACUAUUGGUAUGAGAUUUGGUACCCGAAGUAUGUAACAAAUCAGUUGGUACCAAACGACCCUACAAACAGAGCGGAUAUCUACAGAACAGAGUUUAAAAGACGAUUUGUUAAACUAUAUCCUAUAUUGCAGAGUAUAUUCCGAACAGGUAACUUUAUCACGACCCUAUUGUACUUGAGUGGACUGAGCAAAUCACCUACGCUAUUGACCAUAUUGUUCAAAAUUAACUAUUCAAGACUUAACCAAUAUGACUACUCAAAGCAUGAACCAAAGGUUGCUUCUAAGAAGGACACGCCUAAUAAAAUCGCUCCUCCUACACUCGCUGCAUCGAUAUUUAGAAUUUUGAACAAGAACAUAACAAAACCGUCAUGGAGACUAAUAAACUUUAUUUUGGGUACAUUCUUCCCAGUAGCCAUUUUCAUGUUGAAGUUCUUAGAAUGGUACAGUAAUUCAAAUUUUGCCCUGAAAAUAGCUAAAACCCAAGGUAAUAUGCUCGACUCCUUAUUACCACCCCCUUCUUCGUUAUCUAGAAAGCGUCGUUUAGAAGAUAAGCCAAAGAAAGUUUACAAUUCUGGUAAGACGUGCCCACUAUGCAAAGACGAAAUAAGUAAUCCUGCAAUCAUCGAAACAGGUUAUGUCUUCUGCUAUUCAUGCAUAUAUAAUUAUCUUGCACAAUCACAUAAAAUAAUUUCAGAAAAGGCAAGGCUAAGGAGAGAAGAAAUGGAUAGUGAUACUGAAGAAUCUGAUAAUGAAAAAGAAGAUCAAAACGAAAAGGUCGACGCAAAUGCCACACAAGAAGAAAAGAUAACAAUUGAUGUCAACAAAGGUGGAAGAUGUCCUAUUACUGGAAAGAAGUUAUUGGGAUGUAAAUGGAAUGGGUUGAAAGAGGAAUGGGAGAUUGAAGGUAUACGUAGAUUAAUAUUCUAA
Debaryomyces hansenii CBS767 is the source of this 1353-nucleotide messenger RNA. It is a transcript of the gene PEX12, whose product is annotated as ubiquitin-protein ligase peroxin 12. The record is from RefSeq and is a predicted model, not a curated record. Gene Ontology annotation, biological process: protein import into peroxisome matrix; protein monoubiquitination. Lineage: Eukaryota; Fungi; Ascomycota; Pichiomycetes; Serinales; Debaryomycetaceae. Gene Ontology annotation, molecular function: zinc ion binding; ubiquitin-protein transferase activity; protein binding. Bases 1 to 1353 code for a protein of 450 amino acids. Gene Ontology annotation, cellular component: peroxisomal importomer complex; peroxisomal membrane. The transcript has a single exon.